CAAAAAUUAGGGUCAAUUUUGUUCGACCUUUUUAUCGGUUAAAACUCCCAGAAACUUCACCAUUCCAAAAUCAAACAAAACCCCCCAAUUGCACUGCAGAAAGGGCUGUGUUUUUACCUUUCGAUCCUUCUUUAUCCACUUAAAGUUUUCAUUAUUAUGGCCUCUUCUGCGCUAACACGAUUCUUUAUCAUCUUCACGUUGCUUCCCAUAAUCACACAUUCUAUCCCUUUUGUUCUCUUUCAUGGCAUUGCAGAUGGUUGCACCAAGAAAGGAAUUCUUGUUAACCAAAAAAAAAGCAUAAAAACGUUGACUUUUGCAUUAUGUGUAGAGAAAAUUGGAAAUGGGGUCAUGGAUUCUUGGUUUAUGCCCUUUGCCAAACAGACAGAGAUUGCAUGUGAAAAGGUGAAGAAUAUGAGUGAACUUAGUGAAGGUUACAACAUAGUUGGACUUUCCCAGGGUAACAUGGUGGGGCGAGGAGUUCUUGAAUUUUGUGAUGGAGCACCUCCGGUGAAGAACUACAUAUCAUUAGCAGGUCCUCAUGCAGGGGAAGCAGCUAUCCCAUUAUGUGGUUCGAGUUUCAUAUGCAUUCUUGUUGAUGAUUUGAUGGAGUUAGCAGUUUAUAGUGAUGUUGUACAGGAACACUUGGCUCCAUCAAAUUACAUGAGGGUUCCCACUGAUCUUGAUGCAUAUAAAGAAGGGUGUAAAUUUCUCCCGAAGCUAAAUAACGAGUUUGAAAAAAAUGCUACAUACAAAGAAAGAUUCAGCAGCUUGCAAAAUUUGGUGCUUAUAAUGGGUGAUAAAGAUUCAGUUUUGGUACCCAAAGAAACCUCUUGGUUUGGGUACUUCCCUGAUGGAGCUUAUGAACCUAUACUUCCAGCACAAAAGACGAGAUUAUAUAUUGAAGACUGGAUUGGGUUGAGGACAUUGGAUGAGGCUGGGAGGGUCAAAUUCGUAAAUGUGACUGGAGGACAUCUUGAAAUAACUGAUGAUGAUAUGAAGAGAUACAUUGUUCCAUAUUUAGUAGAUGAAGAAGCAGAAGCUCCCCAGAAUCCGAUUCUAUCAAAAUCGGAUUCUGAUGCCACGAGUUUUCUUAGCAGAAAACUUUGUGGACAACAAGACCUUCAAUUAAACAUUAACAUUUUACAUCGUUUGUGAUACAAUUUCAAUGUUUAUGAAUUAUUUUUGACAUGAAUAUGUCUAUAUUUCAAUAUACUAUGCAAAGUCGAAAAAAGAUGCACUAAUAUUUAGCAUUAGAAAGACAUGUAACUUAGAUCAUGAAAACUGUUAGAUAGUUAUGGAUGGUUACAAAAUGGGUGUGAUUGAGUUUUAUGUUUCUUUCCAAAUUUUGUAUAUGGAGGAUAGAUAAUUGUUAUUAUAAUGU
Messenger RNA from Lactuca virosa, 1381 nucleotides. NCBI's taxonomy places the organism in Eukaryota, Viridiplantae, Streptophyta, Magnoliopsida, Asterales, Asteraceae. The record is from the annotation of a GenBank genome assembly.